Pyrus x bretschneideri (Chinese white pear) is the source of this 1856-nucleotide messenger RNA. RefSeq lists its product as uncharacterized. The record is from RefSeq and is a predicted model, not a curated record. Lineage: Eukaryota; Viridiplantae; Streptophyta; Magnoliopsida; Rosales; Rosaceae. The transcript is spliced from 2 exons. Bases 159 to 1493 code for a protein of 444 amino acids.
UGCCCUUUGCACUUUCCAAUUUAGAAAACUCCAAAUCCAAAUCCAAAUCAGAAAUCAAUGGCAGGAGCAACACCAUUUGCCCUAAGACUCAACUGAGAAAGGGAGAGAGGCACGGGCGCAUUAGCAUUUCCUCUUUGAUUUUAUUUUGCUGGUGAAAAAUGGAUCCAUGCCCAUUUGUGCGGGUCAUGGUGGGCAAUCUCGCUCUCAAGAUCCCCGUCGCCUCCAAGCCCGCUCGCUCCGUCGUUCACCCUUCCUCCUCCCCAUGCUUCUGCAAGAUCAAGCUCAACAUCCUCAACCUCCCCCCUCAAAACGCCGUCGUCCCCUGCCUCCCUCCAGACACCCAAACCCUCGACAACCCCGCCACCGCCGCCACCUUCCACCUCAGCAAGUCCGAUCUGGACCGCCUCGCCUCCAAGUCCAUUUUCGCAUCCAGGCUCUGCCUCAAAAUCUCCAUAUACACCGGCCGAAGGGGCACCACUUGCGGCGUCAACUCCGGGAGGCUUUUGGGCCGGGUCUCCGUGCCGUUGGAUCUGGCGGGAACGGAGUCCAAGCCCAGCGUUUUCCACAACGGAUGGGUCUCCGUGGGGAAAGGCCCCAACAAGGGUGGGUCGGCGGCCCAGACCCAGUUCCAUUUGAAUGUGAAGGCCGAACCCGACCCGAGAUUUGUUUUUCAGUUCGACGGCGAACCUGAGUGCAGCCCGCAAGUGUUUCAGAUCCGAGGCAACAUCCGGCAGCCAGUCUUCACCUGCAAGUUCAGCUUCCGAACCUCCGCCGACCGCACUCAGAGAUCCAGGUCUUUACAGUCGGAACAAGGCAGCUCUCGAAGCUGGCUGAGCUCGUUCGGGAGCGAACGAGAGCGACCCGGGAAGGAACGAAAGGGCUGGUCCAUAACGGUCCACGACCUCUCCGGGUCGCCUGUCGCUGCGGCCUCGAUGGUCACGCCCUUUGUGGCCUCGCCCGGGUCGGACCGCGUCAGCCGCUCCAACCCUGGCUCCUGGCUCAUUCUCCGGCCCGGCGACAACACCUGGAAGCCCUGGGGCCGUCUCGAGGCCUGGCGCGAACGAGGUGGCGCUGACGGCCUGGGAUACCGAUUUGAACUCAUCCCCGACACCAGCGGCGCCGGCAUUGUGUUGGCCGAGUCCACAAUCAGCUUAAACAAGGGCGGCAAAUUCGUCCUGGAUCUCGGGUCAGGGUCCAGUAACCGACUCGGCCCAAAUUCUCCGGGGUGUAGCCCGAGGGGGAGCGGGGACUUCGGGUACGGGUUGUGGCCUUACAGCAUGUACAGAGGGUUCGUGAUGUCGGCGAAGGUGGAGGGGGAAGGGAGGUGCAGCAAACCGGCGGUGGAGGUGAGCGUGCAGCACGUGAACUGCACGGAGGACGCAGCGGCUUUCGUGGCGUUGGCCGCAGCCGUUGAUCUGAGCAUGGACGCUUGCAGGCUUUUCUCGCAGCGGCUGAGGAAGGAGCUGUGUCAGCAGUCGGAUCUGGUCGGCUGACUCGGAUAGGGCCACGUCGCCUUUUUAUGGGGUUUUGGACCUUUUCUUGUAAUUUUGGAGGGAGUGGAGUUUGGUGGAAGAUUUGAUUUUUAUUAGUACUACUAACAAACGGACUGAUGAGAGAGAAUGUGUAGGUGUAUAUAGUGAGAGAGGUAGACAGGGCACGCUUUGUUUUUAAUCGUGUGGCUUGUGUUUAAUUUUUCCUUUUAGUUUUUUAAAUGGAGGGUUUGAUUUGGCUGUAAUUUUUGUUUUUUUUUUAUUUGAAGAUAUUGUAGUUACUGACUUCGAAAAAAAAAUAUUUGAUGUUAGUUUAGUUUUGGAUUAAUGAAAUAGUUGGAGUGUUGGAUCCGCCUUGUGAUCUAA